Prosopis cineraria is the source of this 1240-nucleotide messenger RNA. RefSeq lists its product as uncharacterized. Gene Ontology annotation, cellular component: plasma membrane. The transcript has a single exon. Lineage: Eukaryota; Viridiplantae; Streptophyta; Magnoliopsida; Fabales; Fabaceae. The record is from RefSeq and is a predicted model, not a curated record. Bases 165 to 896 code for a protein of 243 amino acids.
CGCGUAAUCUUGAAUGGGGAAAAACUCGGCGUAAUGAAUGAAAUUUAGAACACGAGGUUUCUAGUUUCUUAGCUGGGUCGAUCUCCUCUCUAGUUGGCUGCUCUUAGAUCCCCAGUCGACACCUUCAAGCCUUCAAUCCCUUGAUUCUUCUUCCGGAGAGUGAUAUGCAAGACCCUUCCAGACCCGCCACCGGCUAUCCGGCGCCGUCCUAUUACCACUCCAACGGCGGCCAGGCACCGCCUUCCGCCACCGCCUACCCCUACUCCGCUCCGCCACCGUACCCGCAAAACCAAUAUUACAACCCCAAUUCUUCGCGCAAUUACUUCACUCGAUCCUUCGUCCGUUCCUUCUUCGCCACACUCGUCUGCCUCUUCGUCAUCUUCGGUGCCAUCGUCUUCAUCGUAUGGCUCGUCCUCCGCCCUACCUUGCCUGACUUCCGCCUCGAAUCUCUCUCUCUCACCAAUCUCUCUGCCAACUCCCAGUCCGUGAACGGCACGUGGCAGGUCGGCUUCUUGGUGCGAAACAACAACAAGAAGAUGAGCGUCACCUACCAAGUUAUUGAGUCCUCCAUCUCUUACGACGCCCUGUUUCUUAGGGUGCAGCUUCUGCCGUUCAAGCAGGAGACUCAGACUGAAACACCUUUGAACGCAACGUUCUCGGCUGUCAACACUCCUGUGGAAAAGAAGGUCGUUGAUGCUAUCAAUGGAGACAAGGCACGCGGGUCUAUACCCUUUAAUGUGGAGGUUUUCGCUUCCACUGUGUUUCGCUCCGGUGCGUGGAGGUUGAGGGCUCGGGUGCUCAAAGUGUUGUGUCGCCGUGUUCCUGUUAGGAUUUCAUCGAACAGUACGUCAGGAACGUUGUCAGGGGGAGCCAGGGAAUGCCAGGUCUGGACCUGACUGAUUUGGCGCUUAAACAGUUUCUUACUGAACAUUUUCGUUGAACCGCAAAGUAGAAAAGUCUAAUUUUAUUGUUGUUUAUUGUGGUCGACGGUAUUAUAGUUUUUUAUUAUGCCUAGGUAAAUAGUUGGUCAGCCUUCAUUGUGCAGAAUUCUCCAGGAUUUUGUAUAUAUGUUGGUUAGUUCCGAAUACUGAGUAAUUUCCCCUAUUUUUCGGCCUGUUAUUAGCUUUUUAUUCUCUUCGAAGUCGAUUGAUAAUUGUCAUACACGGAAAUUUACACGUGUCGAUUGGAGAUGGAAAGAUGAAGUACAUAAUCUUAAUUUAUUCUUUUUUCUGUGAGUAAA